ACCCCCCCGCCGCGGCGGGCCGGCCCAUGCGGAGGGGGGCCGGGCGGCGCCGGGCCCUGCCUGGGCUGCGGCGGGGCCCCAUGGGCCUGGGGUGCGCCCCGGGCCGCCGCGGGUAGGGAGGGGUGUCCCGCCGCCAUGUACACCUUCGUGGUGCGGGACGAGGGCAGCAGCGUGUACGCCGAGGUGAGCCGGCUGCUGCUGGCCAGCGGGCAGUGGCGGCGCCUCCGGAGGGACAACCCCCGCUUCAACCUCAUGCUGGGCGAGAGGAACCGGCUCCCCUUCGGCAGGCUGGGCCACGAACCCGGUCUUGUGCAGCUGGUGAAUUACUACAGGGGAGCAGACAAGCUGUGCCGCAAAGCAUCUCUAGUGAAGCUAAUCAAGACAAGCCCUGAACUCUCGGAGUCCUGCACGUGGUUCCCUGAGUCGUAUGUGAUUUACCCAACAAACUUGAAGACCCCUGUGGCUCCAGCCCAGAAUGGAAUUCGCCACCUCAUAAACAACACAAGGACGGACGAGCGGGAAGUCUUCUUGGCAGCUUACAACAGGCGGCGGGAAGGCAAUGAAGGCAAUGUGUGGAUCGCCAAGUCCUCAGCUGGUGCCAAAGGGGAAGGGAUCCUGAUUUCUUCAGAGGCUGCAGAGCUCCUGGACUUCAUCGAUGAGCAGGGACAAGUGCAUGUGAUUCAGAAAUACCUGGAGAAGCCUCUGCUUUUAGAGCCAGGGCACCGCAAGUUUGACAUCAGGAGCUGGGUUCUUGUGGAUCAUCAAUAUAAUAUCUACCUCUACAGAGAGGGUGUCCUGCGGACCUCUUCCGAACCAUAUAACAGUGCUAAUUUCCAGGACAAAACCUGCCAUUUGACCAAUCACUGCAUUCAGAAGGAGUAUUCCAAAAACUACGGGCGGUAUGAGGAAGGGAAUGAAAUGUUCUUUGAGGAGUUCAACCAGUAUCUGAUGGAUGCCCUGAACACAACGCUUGAGAACAGCAUCUUACUGCAAAUCAAACACAUAAUAAGAAGCUGCCUUAUGUGUAUAGAGCCUGCAAUCAGCACAAAGCAUCUUCACUACCAGAGCUUCCAGCUCUUUGGUUUUGACUUCAUGGUGGAUGAGGAGCUGAAGGUCUGGCUGAUAGAAGUCAAUGGGGCCCCAGCAUGUGCUCAGAAGCUGUAUGCAGAGCUCUGCCAAGGAAUUGUGGAUGUAGCCAUCUCUAGCGUGUUCCCCCUCAGCGACACUGGGCAGAAGACAAGCCAGUCAUCGUCAAUCUUUAUCAAGCUGUGACGACAACAGGAAUUGCCUCUGCUGUGCACAGGGAGAGACUGCACCCGUCGGGUCAGCACAGUCCAGUGGCUUAUCUCAGUAUCAUGCCAAAAAGUGAUAAAGACAGGCCUCUUAUUUUCUGGGGAAUCAUGGAGGAAAACAACAAAUCCAGGCAUCCACACAAGAUCUGCAACGAGCCAGAGCUCUGGCCAGAUAACUCUGCCUGCAUUCACCAAAAUCCACUUUAGAAACAGCUCGUGUGACUUUGAUACCUGAAACAAAUCUCUGGGAGAACAACAAAAUAACCUUAAAAUGAAACCCCAACAGGGAUACUAUAAUACUGUAUUAGCUCCUUCUUUUCUAUAGAGAUAACAUUGGGUUUUUUAAAGGAAUUGAGUGAAGAGAACGAUGAUCUCCCAGGAUGUCGUGGCUGGGAAGUUGUCCUCCUCCCGCUGUGUUUCUUCUUUCCUCACCUACUGCAUCAUUAGUGCCUUAGCUCAGCUCCAAAUAGGUGACUCCUUUCCUCUGUUCCUGAUCUAUUUUGUAGAAAGGAGCAAGCUCUUUUGCAUCGCAGGAUGCCUAAAACCAGGAACACCAAGAAGUCAGUUUCCUUAAGUCAUGUUCCAAGCUGGUUGGCUGAACACCCAGGCAACGGCUGGCAAAAGGGUGCUGAACUGCAGGCGGUGAAUUAACCCAAGCAAGGAAGGCAGUUUUGUUUAUUUAUAGCUAUCCCGUUUCCUGAUGAGAUUUGAAUCGGUGUCCGUCCCAGUCUGAUGCAGUUGUAUUGGGUUAAAAGAGGUAGAGACACCCCUUCGGGGCUCACUGUCAGGCUGUAGGAUUUCUAGCAUCACUUUUGUGCUGAGAGUGUUUCAAAUAGCAGGAGCCCAACCUCCUCAGUUUCUUCUGAGACACUGCAGUGGAUUUAGGCUCUUCUCUCAGCUUUCACCUUCAUGUAUUUGAGGCUUGAAUCUGAAACCUUUCAGCCCAAAUGAUUUUUGGGCCAUUUGGUCCAGCCAAUUUUAUUCUCCUUCAUUUAACAAAUACCGUCAUUUUUCUGCCCUGAACUCAGUCCACAGCUCAGUCCCAGCUCUGGAGAAGGUGGGUGAGAUUUUGCAGACCAGGAGAGACAUUCGUUGUGUACAGGUUUGACACACAGCUGGGAAGGCAUGUGUUUUUGGUGGGGAAAGGGGAGGUUAAAUUCCUUGAGGUUUCUUGAGUUUCAGAGCUAACAUCUACUAAAUCCCUAGCUUAUUGUCCACCCUGUGAAGUGCAUUUGCAUUUUCAGUGUAAGCUCAGCGCAUCGCUCCUAAGAGCAGAGCUCAGCGGGUGUUGUUCAGGGCUGUGUUCUGCUGCCUCUGGCAGGAGAGAUGGUUGGCACCCAAAUAAGCUGGUUCCUUUUACCCAAACCAAACAAACAAGAAGAGGUUGCGGAGGUUUACAAGCUUCUGGCUGCCUGUAUGUAAUGGGAAGUGAAUCAAGCAAUGGGAUUUCUGCCUCCCUCAGAAGAUCCUAGUGCUUUGGUGUACUUGUCUCUGCUCCUGGCAGAGAUUUCAGAGGUCUUUGUGCCAGCAGGAUGAUCCUGGCACCUUUUUAAAGGCAGGACUGAAGUGCUCAGGCCUCCUUGGAGUGAUGUAUUCUGAUGGUGCUGUCAUGGGAUGGACAUUCAUUGUGGCAUGCUGUGAAUCUGCAAGUGGCAUCAUUUCACACAAGGUGAAGAGGGACCAUGAAUGCAUCAGUUCAUGAGGUGGGGAGUGCUGGGUUAGAAGCUGGGAGAGGGGUGUGGGGGAAGAACUCGUUUGGGUUUUUAAUCUUAUGGUAACACAUACGUUGUCAAAAUUGCACUGCAGGCCAGGUAAAAGCAUAGUGGUGACACUCCAAGGUAGAACGUAGGCUGUAAUGGUUGUCAACUUGCAAAGUUCACCACAUCUCCAUUGGCAUUUUCACAUUAGCUCAAGUGAGCCUAAAAACCACACCUUUUUGGCCAGCAAAGGGAAGAUCUAAUAGCAUUGCUCUGGUCCAGGAUGUGCCUGGGGUGACAGAGUAGAGGCUGGGCUCUGCCAAGCUCCAGGGCAGACGAGAGCAGAGCGCAAAGUGAGAAGGGAAAAUGUUCCCCAUUGUGAAAUGAGAAAUGCUCAUUUUCUGGGGUGCUCAACCCAUCCUUCUUUUCCUCUCAAAAGGGAAAUUAAAAACUGAAUCACUCCCUUCCUGCACAGUAAUGUGAGAUUCUUGCCCCUUGCCUGGAAGUAAGAGCAAUGAAGCUGCCUAUAUGAAGGCAAAAGCAGCUAGUGCUGCUGGGAGGAGACAAGAGCCUAACUCCAAGGCCUUUUCUUCCCUGUUUUCCACCCCGGACUGCAUUGUGGCACAUCAGCAGCUGGCCAUUUUUUGCUGCUGAGCUGAAAAUGGGGCUUCAACAGGCUGGUAGAGCCAUGAGCACGGGUGAUGCAGUGAUUCAUACCCUGCGCAUACCAAGCUGGGCUUGGGGGAGAUGGCAGGUCAGGGUUGCUUUAAUUGUUAGCUUGUCUGCUGAGUUUUAUGGGAAUAAGCAACAGCCUCUGGAGGCGAACAGCAGGUAUAUGUGUGUUUACCCCCUGCUCCCAAAGUCCUCCCCGGGGUAGAGAACAGGAGGUUGAAUGAUAAAGGACAGAGAGCACAGUGCCUAAGGUCUUGCACAACAUACUAGCUACAAGGUAGAGGAGAUGUGUGUAGUUGAGGCACACAUUGUAGCCAUGGGUGCACCUUGGGAUGCUCAAGUAGCAAGGGGUGCUUGGGAGCGCCAAGGGAUGCUCACAAGCCCUUGUGAAACUUCUGCUUGUUUCUCUUUUUUUAGGAAUACACAACAAUAAAUGUUUCCUAGCUUAUUUCAGCUAAAAGGUCAAUAGGAAAACAUAUUACUCCCUUUCCUGAGCUUUCACAGAGGGUGGUGCUGGGUUUCCAGAAGACACCUACUGUAUUGCAGAAUGUCUCUAGUCUUAGUUGUAUCCCUUCAUGUCAGGCAUGAAGGAUUUCAGGCCCAGGUGCUCUGGCUGUGUUUUCCAGCAGGGUCUGGUCCCGCUGGACUCUGGGUUUCAGGAAACUCCCAUGUGGCUUGUUUCAUACCAGGUUAGUCGUGAUUACCAUGCAACAGCUAUUGUGCUCCUGCUGAAAUCCAGUGGCUGCCCGCAGAAAAUGCCGGAGAAGUCAAAGAAGGGCUCAAAAGCCACUUCAUCCCAGCUUCCCAGACCUGCUGUGACCAUGCAUGUCCCUGCUCCUGGCGUUUCUUGUCCUCCACAUGCAGCUCUUCCCCAGGAGAGCAGUGCUGUGCCGUACGUAGGUUCAUACUCAUGUCUCAUUGCCAGUGUCCACUAUGGCAGCCCUCAGAAAACCCCGGUGCUGAGAGGAUGGUACGUGUGGCGCUGCCACCCAGCUCUGGUUCGUGUCCCCAGCUGCUCCCAUGUCAGCAUGUGCGUGUGGGGCUGGCGGGUGCCUGAGCUGGUGGAUCUCCGGUGACUCUUAUCCACAUCUCUCCUAAACCAUCAUUAAAACAUGCAAACCCC
Molecule: messenger RNA, 4784 nt
Organism: Strigops habroptila (Kakapo)
Lineage: Eukaryota; Metazoa; Chordata; Aves; Psittaciformes; Psittacidae
Gene: TTL
Product: tubulin tyrosine ligase
Exons: 7
Coding region: 136-1272 (378 amino acids)
Biological process (GO): protein modification process
Source: RefSeq, a predicted model, not a curated record